Messenger RNA from Cheilinus undulatus (humphead wrasse), 2311 nucleotides. Its product is annotated as protein lifeguard 2-like. Gene Ontology annotation, biological process: negative regulation of apoptotic signaling pathway. The record is from RefSeq and is a predicted model, not a curated record. The transcript has 12 exons. Gene Ontology annotation, cellular component: endoplasmic reticulum; membrane; Golgi apparatus. The coding region runs from base 233 to 1063 and encodes 276 amino acids. NCBI's taxonomy places the organism in Eukaryota, Metazoa, Chordata, Actinopteri, Labriformes, Labridae.
UAGAACAUCUCUCGGUGGGUGAGGGAGGGGGAUCAGUCAUUGUUUUGGGAUUGCAUCACAAAAUCUUCAGAGGGUUUUCAGCCCGAACAGAAGAGCCCGGAUAGUCUGAGGUCACUUCUCACCGUGUAAAUAGCCGCCUUCGAGAUCGAUAUCCUCAAGAAAGGAGACACAAGAUCCCCAUUGACUGGCAUCCAGAGUAAGACAACCUACUGGAGGACGUCAGAGAGGCAUCAUGACACAGGGCAAGCUGUUACUUGCAAACAAGGCCACUGGGGGUUCCUCCAGUGGACAAGAUUUGGUGCCACCAUCUCCUCCCAGCUAUGAAGAAGCCACUGCAGGCACUAGUGCUCCGUGCUACAAUGAUGUUGAGAUGCUCUCUGAGUUCUCCUGGGAUGACUGCAACAUCCGAAGGAUCUUCAUCCGAAAGGUUUAUUCCAUCUUGAUGAUCCAGCUGUUGAUCACUCUGGCCAUCGUCGCUCUUUUCACAUUCUGUGACCCUGUAAAGGACUACAUUCAGACCAACCCUGGGUGGUACUGGGCCUCUUUCGCAGUGUUUUUUGUCACAUAUUUGACCUUGUCUUGCUGCUCAGCACCAAGGAGACAGUUUCCAUGGAAUCUUAUUCUGCUCGCCAUUUUUACUCUCUCACUGUCGUACAUGACAGGGACAUUGUCCAGCUUCUAUAAUACAAAGUCAGUAGUGAUGUGUCUGGGUAUCACAGCAGCAGUCUGUCUCCUCGUCACAGUCUUCAGCUUCCAAACUAAGAUUGACGUGACAUCAUGCCAAGGGGUGCUCUUUGUCUUCUGCAUGGUCAUGUUUAUCUCUGGGCUGGUGCUGGCAAUUGUUCUUCCCUUCCAAUAUGUCCCCUGGUUGGAUGCAAUCUACGCUGUUUUGGGAGCCAUAUUGUUCACGAUGUUUUUGGCAUUUGACACCCAGCUCCUCAUGGGAAACAAACGCUACACUAUGAGCCCAGAAGAUUACAUCUUUGCCACUCUCAACAUCUACCUAGAUAUCAUCUAUAUCUUCUCCUUCUUUCUCCAGAUCUUUGGGACAAAACGAGAAUAAACAAUCACUCUACUUUUCUUACCUAACAGACAGCAGAUGAACAAUUGGCCAGAUGUGAUAUGACUCCUUAAAAUAUUGUCGAUUGUGCUGGUAGUGCUUCUAAAUCUAACUGUAGCUUUAUGUUGUGCCUGACGUUAGUGAUGUAAUUACAUUGCAAUUUUCUUGUACAGCUAUGCAUGCACAUGGAUGUACAUUAAUAAGCAAUGAUAUCCACAAUGUCAAAAAAAAAACCAUUACCUUCUCUCUAGCAUGAUCUAAAACAAAACACAUUAUGGGUUAGCAUACUAGCUCUACCUUUUAAAUAGAUAGAGUGAUCUGUAUUCUCCCUUUACCUAAGGUAGAUAAAGCCUAGUGUGAGUGUUCAUGUGUAGCUGUACGGGUGUCAAUGCCUACUGAAUAUCACAAAAACUAACUACAGAUGUCAAUACUCUGUGAGGGAGUUUGAGUUAUUAUACAUCAUGCACGACUAAAAGAAAAUAACAAUGCCAUGUAUGGUUGUAGUCAUCCUAUCAUUGAACUAUUCCUGUGGGUUUUGACUUAGAGACUGAAAGCACAGAUCAUAAGAGACUUGAAGACAUUUCCCUCCUUUCUAGUAUUACAAAAUUUGAUUUUGAUUCUGACUUUGUUGAUGACCCUUUAAAAAUAAUAAGCAAAUUUUACUUGUUUCUGAUCUUGCUGUUUAUCUGUGCAUUGAUUUGUUUCACUGUAUACUUUCAGUUAUGUAUCUUGAUUUUUGCACCACUUUGCUUUAAUGCAGUGUUUAUUAGACCUAUUACACUUGUCUAAAUCAUUUGCAUCUUUAUACCUGCAUUCUUUUAAUUGAGUAUUUUGAGAAAUCAGUUUCCAAUAGAUAGAUUUUGUUUGAGAAACCUUAAUGAUGGCAAUAAACAUGUUGGUCUCAAUACAACAAAGCUUUAAGACACAGUUAAAUGUGGUGACACAUUGUAACUGAACAUAAAUAUGAUGAUGCCAUGUGUGCGUGGCUUUAAUGUGACUUUUGAUAAGACUUUUCGUGAAUGUUUAAAGUGCUGUGUUUCAUAAUAUCUGAAGUUUAUUUUUAUGACAGAAUGUUAUAUUCCAGAAAGUGAGUGAUAACUAUGACAAGUUUGAAGCCUGCCAUGGACUUUAAACUCUUCAGAAGUGGCCUUGGAUUAUAUUUCUAAUGAUAUUAAUGCAGUGUAUUGUUUAAGAUCAUCCUGCAUUUCACCUUGGCAUGGAUGUUGUUGUAUUUAUUAAAUGGUGAUCAUG